AUGCACCUAGAAUGGCCAAAAGACGCGACACAACUACCCAUAAAAACAGCAACGUACAUUAAAUCAGGCCUAAUCGACUAUUCUGCGCAAGCAAGGACUGUAAAGUGGGCUUACGAAGGUCGAAAUGGAUUUGAGAAUUGGCCGAAUAUAAAGGCGAAAGGUUUCCAGUGUGGCGGUCGCCGGCAAAGUCCCAUUGAUAUUUCCCGAACAAACUCCAAAUAUCGUCUUUUACCGAAACUCCGAUUCUGUGGCUUCGACGUGGAGCUCGAAAAUAUUACCGCUUCAAUUGUCCAUGGGUCAGCAAGUAUUACAGAUUUACAGAAUAGCAAACGCUACAUUAGCGGAGGCCCUCUCACAGGUCGCUAUAACGUGUUCGGGUUGCAUUUCCAUUGGGGUCGACGGCUGAGUUCUGGGUCUGAGCACACGUUCGAUGGACGGCGAUACCCAAUCGAGCUUCAUAUAGUGCAUGUAAAAGAUGAUUAUGCGACGUUUGAGGAGGCACGCAACCACCCCGACGGAAUCUGCGUUUUAGCCGUCAUGUUCGUAAUCGGAAAACCGUUUUCGUCUACCGAGAGAGACUUGCGUGCGCCGACCCGGCUUCAAAACGAAGCUGAGAAACAUAUAAUGGAGUAUUUUACGACAGUUUCUGGCUUACAAAAGCUUCAAAUAUGGAAAUCUGGUUUUCGCCUUUCGGGUCUAUUGCCGCUAUACCCUCAACAAUUUUACACUUAUCGCGGCUCACUAACAACCCCUCCAUGUAGUGAAGCAGUCAUUUGGAUACUGUUCCAUCAUAAGAUUCCCAUUUCGAGACAACUGCUUCGUCGUUUUCAUGAACUCGAAGACAGUGAUGGGCAUCAUACGUUUCGCAAUUGGCGGUCGACCCAGCCCAUCAACCAGCGUACCGUUUACCGUACCGUUAGAUUUUGGGAAGCUUACUAAGACAGCCCACAAUGAGAGGAUGAUACGAAACACAGUGGCCCAGAUAUCGAUGCUCAAAUCAAGGCCAUUUCAGCGUAAGCACUCCUACUUCAUAAUAUACGUUACGCUGCUGUAAUUAAUUUAUUAUCUAAACUUUGUCAAUAAACUUUAGCAUCUUUUUAAGCCUAUUGAUGCAAACAUUUGUU
Molecule: messenger RNA, 1124 nt
Organism: Varroa destructor (honeybee mite)
Lineage: Eukaryota; Metazoa; Arthropoda; Arachnida; Mesostigmata; Varroidae
Product: carbonic anhydrase 2-like
Molecular function (GO): zinc ion binding; carbonate dehydratase activity
Source: RefSeq, a predicted model, not a curated record